Molecule: messenger RNA, 345 nt
Organism: Lycium barbarum (goji berry)
Lineage: Eukaryota; Viridiplantae; Streptophyta; Magnoliopsida; Solanales; Solanaceae
Product: secreted RxLR effector protein 161-like
Exons: 1
Coding region: 1-345 (114 amino acids)
Source: RefSeq, a predicted model, not a curated record
AUGCCUAUACAUGAUACGAGAGCAGACAUCAAUUUUGUUGUUGGGAUGUUGGGUCGAUAUCAAAGUGAUCCAGGAAUAGACCACUGGAAGGCUGCAAAGAAAGUGUUGCGAUACUUGCAAGGAGCGAAAGAUCAUAUGCUCACUUAUAGAAGAUCUGAUCAUCUUGAUGUGAUUGGAUAUUCAGAUUCAGAUUAUGUUGGUUGUGUGGAUACAAGAAAGUCUGCAUUUGGUUAUUUGUUCCUGUUAGCUGGAGGAGCAAUAUCAUGGAAGAGUGUGAAACAGUCUGUUAUAGCUGCAUCCACUAUGGAAGCUGAGUUUGUGGCAUGCUUUGAGGCCACGAUUUAG